GCCGCGGGUCGCGGCGAUCUUCUCAGUUUCGUUUGGACCGCAGCGCAGCCACCAUGUCCCUGGCGGCUUCGGCGGGCAGGGGCCCGGGGGCCGUGUGGUCCCCAACGCACGUGCAGGUGACGGUGCUCCAGGCUCGGGGCCUGCGGGCCAAGGGCCCCGGGGGCACGAGCGACGCGUACGCAGUGAUCCAGGUGGGCAAGGAGAAGUACGCCACCUCCGUGUCGGAGCGCAGCCUGGGCGCGCCCGUGUGGCGGGAGGAGGCCACCUUUGAGCUACCGCCGCUGCUGUCGGCUGAGGCAGCGCCCGCCGCCGCCGCCGCCACCCUGCAGCUCACCGUGCUGCACCGCGCGCUGCUCGGCCUCGACAAGUUCCUGGGCCGCGCCGAGGUGGACCUGCGGGAGCUGCACCGGGACCACGGCCACAGGAAGACCCAGUGGUGUACCUUGAAAUCCAAACCGGGGAAGAAGAAUAAAGAACGAGGAGAAAUUGAGGUUGACAUCCAGUUUAUGAGAAGCAACAUGACCGCUAGCAUGUUUGACCUUUCCAUGAAAGACAAGUCUCGGAAUCCCUUCGGGAAACUGAAGGACAAGAUCAAGGGGAAGAAUAAGGACAGCGCGUCAGAUACUGUGUCAGCCAUCAUCCCCAGCGUGACGCCCUCGGCUGACAGCGAUGACGAGUCUCCUUCGAAAGACAAGAAGAAGAAGUCAAAGCUCAAGACCUUGUUUUCCAGGUCCAACCUGCAGAGAGCACCACUUUCCCAGUCCAUGUCUGUCCUGCCGACUGCAAAGUCAGACAAAGUGCUGCUUCGUCCUGGAGACUUUCAGUCCCAGUGGGAGGAUGAGGACAAUGGCGAGGACAAGUCCUCCUCUGCCUCGGACGUCUCGUCUCACAAGGGAACGGCAAGCGUGGAUCCUAAGCAGCUGAACCAGAUCCACUUCAACCCCCCCAAGAAGGAAGGACUCUCCUUCCUGGGAGGCCUUCGGUCUAAGAAUGACACCCUUUCCCGCUCGAAUGUUUGUAUCAACGGGAACCACGUCUAUGUGGAGCAGCCUGAAGCCAAGAGCGAGACCAAGGGCAGCUCCCCAGCCUCCUCGCCAUCCCCCCAGGGCCUCAGGAAGAAGCAUUUGUUCUCAUCUACAGAAAACCUGGCCUCUCGACCUUUGAAGGAGCCUGGGGAAGGAGGUGCGGUGCCUUCCGAGUCUUCCACAAAGGACUCUCUCAAGUCCAUGUCCCUGCCAUCCUACCAGCAGCUGGUCAGCGGGGACCUUCGGGAGAACGCGGCUCUGGCGACCUUGGAGGCUGCAAAGGAAACCAAAGAGAGCAAGAAACAGGAGAACAAGAAGUCCUCUCUGCUCUCCCUGGUGACCGGGAAGAAGGACACAGCCAAGGGCAGUGAAGGCGAAAACCCGCUGGCCGCCCCCGGGAAGGAGAGGGAAGGCACGCCCGUGGCGGUCAGAGCCAGUGAGGACCAGCCGGGGCCUGUCGACGACCCUGUGAAGAGAUCGGACGAGGAGACUGCGGCCAUUGUCUCCGGACGGGGCAGAGCCCCGAACCCCUUUGAAGACGUGCAGAUCCCAGAACCAGAAGCUGACCCAGAGCCCAAGGCUGCACCAGCGCCACCUGUUCCCUCACCCAGGGCUCCCCAGACCAGAGCCGUGAAACCCCGACUGGAAGUGUCUCCAGAGGCUCAGCCCGCACCCAGGCUCCCUCCUUCCGCUCGCUCUCCUCUCGUGUUCUCUGCUGUCCCUUCCAGUUCUGGUCAGACACCCAUCCCUUCUAAACCGGGGCAUGAUUCAGAGCCACAGCCCUUGGAAUCUCCUCCUGGCUCCUCUUUCUCCUCUCCUGUAGCGGCCCCCAUUUCCACAUCCACUCCCAUUGAACACUGGCCUCCCACAGAUGUGGGUGAGGCCAGUCCUGAAGAACCGCCUUCGCUCCUUGAACCAGAGCUAGAAAAGGAGAGUUUGACACAAGUUCCAAGAACUGUUCCUUGUGCUGUGGGCUCGCUUUCCAAACAGACACCCAUUCCAGUGGGGAAAGGGAUGGAAGACUCUCCAGUGGGGAAGACCAGCGCUGAUGACCCAGGACAGUCUCUCCGGACGCAGCCGGAAGUGGGGCGAGAAGAAGAGCUUCUGGGGUCUCCCCCCAGGAAACAACGAGGCACCAUCCCUUCAUCUGUCGAGGCCCGAGAAGUAACACCCGCCGCUGCGCUCAGAGGAGGCGGGACGGGCAGCCCUGCUGGGAAGCCCCCGAGGCGGGGAGCCUCAGGCUCUGCGGGUCAAUCUAGGUCUCCCGUGGGGGACGCAGACGGGGGUGGCGGGAUGAGUCCUGCAGUUAAGGAAGCGGGGCCCCCCAUUCCCGUGGGCGAGUCGGUGCCUCCACUUGACGCUGCGAUGCAGAGACACGAAGAGACGGGUCCGGAUGCCUGUGAGGGCAGAAAGGGAAUCGAGGGGCAGGUGGUGUUUUCCGAGCAGCUCUCUAGGGAAGAGGCGGGGAAGGAGGCCCCUGUGCUGGUCCGCGGGGACAGAGGUGACCCCCAGGCGGUGACGCCACAAGGGGCCGCCCCUGGAAAUGCGUGGGACACGGGACGCUCCCAGGAGGGCGCGGCUGUGGCUGGACCCUGGCCCGCUGCCCUGGCAGCUCGCCCUCCCUGCCCGUCCUCCAAGGGGAGCUUCUUGGGGGGCCCCGCGCAUGCCGCCAGCUCGGGGAGAGAUGGUCCCCGUCUCAGGAGUCAGGGAGACGACACCCGGAUGGCGCAGAACCAGAGCAAAGCCAGUGACCACGAGGGUCUGCUGUCUGACCCCCCGCACGGCCUUCAGUCCUCCUGCGAGGCAGAGCCCCCAGCCCUGGCCCAUCUGGACUUGACCCUGCCUUCCAUCCCCGAAGUCGCUUCGGAAGAUGAGAGAGGAGAUCAGCUUGAAGAUGACAGAGGGGUGGCCCCGAUGGCAGCUCUGGGAGGAGGGGCUUCUUCCCCAAGCACGUGGCCCGCCCAUGCUGAGCGGGAGAGGGCGCCUAGCAGGGAGGCCGGCGGGUCAGCAGCGGGCCUGCGCGAGCCCAGGCCGGGAGCGCCCAGAGCACCUGCCCCCGCUUCUGCAGAGCAGACCACAGCCUUGGAGGUUGAGGAACCACAGUCGCCGGGCCCCGGUGACAGCGGGGAGGCAAAACCAGUGGGAGAUGGGAGGCCGGGUCAGCCUCCAGCCUCAGCCCUGGAUUCCCUUGUGUCCGGCCCCCCCUUUUCUGAGCCCUUUCCUGCCACACGCUCUUUUCCCACCUGUGCACACUCUGACACCCACCACACCAGUACAGCAGAAUCUCAAAAAAAAGCAGCAGUCCAGGGCUCCGCGGGUAAAGUGGAAAAUUCUGGCAAGAGGAAGCCGCUUCUUCAGGCCUGGGUCUCACCCUCAGACACACAGCCCGUCUCGGCUCGACCAAGCGCUGGAAGCGGGUCGGCCAAGCACAGACUUCAUCCCGUGAAGCCGAUGAACACGGCAGCCACCAAGGUCGCUCUCUCCAGCUCGGGAACUGCCACCAUCAUCAGUGAGAACUUGGUCAACGAAGCCAUGAUGAAGAAAUACAAGCCCUCGGAACCCGCGUUUGCUUAUGCACAGCUGACCCACGACGAGCUGAUCCAGCUUGUCCUCAAACAGAAGGAAACGAUAAGCAAGAAGGAGUGUCAGGUGCGCCAGCUGGAAGACUACAUCGACAACCUGCUGGUCAGGGUCAUGGAAGAGACCCCCAGCAUCCUCCGGGUUCCCUCUCAGGGUCCCUGCUGGCUGGAGUGACCGAGUCAGUGCCUUGAUUAGGGAUCGAGUGAGCCAAGCAUUUGCUAAAACAGUCCCACCAGGUACGGAACAACUGCAGCGGCAUCCACUGGCCCUCUCCCACGUGCCGUCGCUUGGCUCCCUGGUUCCCUUAGCAGCUCUUCUUGGCAUUUCCCUCCCCCACCCCUUGUUAUAAAAUUGUGAAGAGCAAGAUGAUACCUAUUUUUAGAUGGCUGUAUUUUUAAAACUAGAUUAACAUACUUUUUUUUUUUUUUAAACUAGGACACUUGCCCCCUUCUCAACUAAUAGCACCAGUUCAGAGUCUUCAGGUAAUUUCGUUGUUAGUAACCUGAUAUUGGAAUUGGAAUGUUUUCUGUAUUACUCAUUUUUUUCUCCCAGUUGUGACAGAAUCUCUUCAAAUCCCAACAUCUCUCCUGGGAGGAGAAUGUCACAGGCCAAGUGGGUGGGCAGGGGUUGAGAUGAGAGCGGUUAUUAAAUGGAACGCUCUUCUAUGUUCAUUCUUGUUAUAUUGAAGUUAAGAGGCAAGGUGAUUGGCAGCGGAAUCCCUUUUCAGGAUCACGUUUGCUGCCACGUUAGUUAAUAUCAGAGCACUUUAAUCUGAAGGAUGAUACUGUAACUUGAUUUAGCUAAUUUGUUUUGAAUUAUCGAUAGCUCUUUUAUUUAAUACCCUCCUACAGUACUGGGGACCACUGUAAACUUCUCAGAUGACUUGUAUUUUUGUAGCGCUAUGAGAUUUCCGUGCACCCCUGUAAAGAGAACUGGAUAUUCCCUGGAACUCUGCAAAUGCACGUGUAUAUAUUUGUUCUGCAAUGUUUUUUACUUGAUGUCAGUGUACUUUGACGGUGAUGCCCACGUGCACUGGGUGGCGGGAGCGCUGAGUGGUUUCUCCUCGGAAGAGCCGCUACGGAGACCUGCAUGCUCCCAAGAGCUGGUUGUUGUGGAAAGAUCUGCUGCUAGGACCUCGGGGAUGGGAGCCGGUCUCUGUUUGAGAGGAACGGUCUCUGUUUGAGAGGAACGUCUGGGUGGAGGAGCAAAUUCCUCUGCUCUGUAUGCCACUCGAGAACUCUGGAGAAUGAAGGACAAUCUACUUCAAGGGUGUCUGGUUUCUACCACUGCUGGGAAAAAAAUUCCAAUGCAGGUAGCAUUCCUGCACCUCUCAAGGUCACCGGUUAACGCCUGUCCUUGAGGACUCUGCUGUGAGGGAGAACUCAGCUAGGAAAGCUGGAGCCUGCUCUGAGCUGUUGGCAGGGGCAGGUGGACUGGAGGGCUGGAGCUCCUGCAGCCGGCGUGGGUCUGAGGGCUUACACCCAGCUGUCUAUACCAGGAGAGCCUGAAUUAGCCUCUAGCUGCUGAAAGUGCUCACCAAACUGACGGGCCCUAGGAGGAGGCCGUGCUCUGCAGAAGCAGGAGCAGCUCUUUCUUGGCCUUGCCUAGCUGACCCCCUGGGAGACCAGUCAGUACUUCAGAGAAGCAUCUGAUGAAAUACCAAACACCUUGCGAUGAACUUCAGUGGGAGGUCAGCGUCCGGAAAAAAAUGUCAACCCUUUGCCCGGGUGUUUCAUAUCAUCUCAGUCCUUGGACUUUGACAGAUGUCCUGCCCACCCCUUUUAUUUCCUGUGUGUCGGCCUCUCCGGGUAACAGAAUGGAGGGGCAGGAAGGUCUGUCCUUUGCCACACGAACAGCGUUGACCCUGAGUGGAGGGUGCGUGCGUGGUGAGUGGGAUACGUGUGUGGUUUCCAGCUUUGCUAACAGUGGGGGCUCGGAAGGGCAAAGAGGGAGGAGGGUCCACGACACUCAGCCACCUGCCGGACUGAAGGCCAGAGGCAACCUGAUGUUAAAUUAGGCACGAUCUUCCCUCCCUGUGCCCCUUCUUUUUUAGAACUGCUAACUAAUGGUCCCUCAAGGCUGAAGGAUCUGUUGCCUUAGGUGAGUGGAGAGCUUAACCUCCAGUUAAGCUUAACCUCCACACCAGCCUCAACCCUGUGGUUUCUCAGUAUCUAUCAUGUGAGCUGCUAACUUGACCUCUUCCUCCCUCUGACUUGAAAGUUCACCCAGCAUCUCUGGAUUACAGAAUUCUUAUUUCCUGCUUUGUUACUUCGGGAAUUUUGAACUUCUUUGCUUUUAUUUUUAAGAAGUAACCUCAAAUUUCCUACAACACUAAAUAA
Globicephala melas (long-finned pilot whale) is the source of this 5944-nucleotide messenger RNA. RefSeq names its product RAB11 family interacting protein 1 (gene RAB11FIP1). Gene Ontology annotation, cellular component: intracellular membrane-bounded organelle. Gene Ontology annotation, biological process: regulated exocytosis. The record is from RefSeq and is a predicted model, not a curated record. NCBI's taxonomy places the organism in Eukaryota, Metazoa, Chordata, Mammalia, Artiodactyla, Delphinidae. Gene Ontology annotation, molecular function: small GTPase binding.